This is a messenger RNA of Salmo salar (Atlantic salmon), 2009 nucleotides long. RefSeq names its product ELOVL fatty acid elongase 8a (gene elovl8a). NCBI's taxonomy places the organism in Eukaryota, Metazoa, Chordata, Actinopteri, Salmoniformes, Salmonidae. Gene Ontology annotation, biological process: sphingolipid biosynthetic process; very long-chain fatty acid biosynthetic process; fatty acid elongation, polyunsaturated fatty acid. Gene Ontology annotation, cellular component: endoplasmic reticulum membrane. Gene Ontology annotation, molecular function: fatty acid elongase activity. The record is from RefSeq and is a predicted model, not a curated record.
ACUCAGAGAGAAUGCUGCGCUGGAUGGCGGACAAAUUCAACCAUGGCUAGAUGGUUUGCGACCAUCAGAUCUGCAAUUUGUGCAUUCCGGUCGAUGAGUGCAGCCUACGAACAUUUAGGGAUGGCCACAACAUGGCAGAAAAUCCAACUGUUCUACCAAGGGGUGUUAGAUAAUGGAGACAAAAGAACCGACAGCUGGUUGCUGGUGUACUCACCUGUGCCAAUCACUUGCAUCUUCCUGUGCUACCUGCUCCUCAUAUGGGUGGUCCCCAAGCUGAUGGCUCAGAGACAGCCAGUCAACCUCAAGCCUGUGCUCAUCAUUUACAACUUUGCUAUGGUCUGCCUGUCUGCCUACAUGUUCUAUGAGUUCACAGCGUCAUCCUGGUUGGCAAACUAUAGUAUAUUAUGUCAGCCUGUGGACUACAACACCAGCCCACUGGCAAUGCGGAUGGCCAAGGUCUGCUGGUGGUUCUACUUCUCCAAAGUCAUCGAGCUCAGUGAUACUCUUUUCUUCAUCCUGAGGAAGAAGAACAGUCAGCUGACGUUCCUGCAUGUCUACCACCACGGCACCAUGAUCUUCAACUGGUGGGCUGGGGUCAAAUACGUGGCAGGAGGCCAGUCUUUCCUUAUAGGCCUUAUCAACUCAUUGGUGCACGUGGUGAUGUAUCUAUACUAUGGGCUGGCAGCACUGGGGCCGCACAUGCAGCAGUAUCUGUGGUGGAAGCGCUACCUCACCUCCCUGCAGCUGCUCCAGUUCUUCAUAGUGACCAUCCACACCAGCUACAACCUGUUCACUGACUGCGACUUCCCAGACUCCAUGAACACGGUGGUGUUUGUCUACUCCCUCAGCCUCAUCGUACUCUUCAGAAACUUCUACUAUCAGAGCUACCUCACCAAGAAGAGCAAACAGACAUGAGACACGGAUGUAGAGGCAAUUGUUACUUAUUUUAUUAAAAUUGAUCAUGUAUGUUUUUAAAAUAUUUAUUGACCUAUUUAUUGACCCAUCAUGUUUAAGUAAAGCAGGUCUCUAUCCGCUGGACAUAAGCCUCUGUUUGUUUCUGUUUCAGCCUCCCCUCCAACCAUUAGGGUAACACACACACACACUCAGAGAGAGCUAGCCCUCUCCCAUUCCCUCCCAUCCCCCCUUAGGUCAUUAGGGAUGAAGUCCCAGCCACGCUCUGGCGACUCUGCCAAAUUGAAAUAAACCUGAGCAGGCCUCCUGCUCUUCACUCCACUUAUUUAUCUAAUCUCUCUCUGUGACACUUCAUUUGUCUUCAGAGUCAUUGGCUGAGAGGUUAGCCAAUCGCAAGUCAGCUGGCAGUCUAAAACCGCACCCUGUGCCCCUCCUACUCUCCCUCUCUGACUCUGUUCUGUGAGUCCCAAUAACUCAACUAGGUGAACCGAACAAGUGUGCUCGCAUAUUCCCUUAGAAGACUUUUGCUUGAAAAAAAAAAAGUUGCAAUAGCACUGUUUGUCCACCUUGAGAUGCCGUACCCAGUAUACACUUCCUCAAAAUAGUCAGAAUUAAUCUAAAAUAACUAAAAAAAUCUGCCAUUCACUUAGAAGUUUUUCAUUUAGAAGUCGCUAAGAUGUUUGGUGCAAUAUUUCUCAAGUGAACUAUUUUUUGCAUGAAAACAAAUCGUCUAUCGUUGUGAAUGACAACAAACACUUGAAGAAUCCCUACUGUUGACCAAUGAGGCGUAGACUUCAGCUACCGAAAUACUGCUUGCCUCAAUAAUUUUUUUAGUUCUUAUGAACAGCCAAAAAAACCUCGCUAAAGAACAAAAUGAACAAAAACGUCACAAAACUGCUUCGGAUGGGAAGCCUACAGACGCCUUUAGCUGAUCCUGUUUCCAAUGUCUAUGUGAACCAUUCAAGUGAGGAUAACUCUGAGGGGGUUUCCAUCUUAUGUCACUACUUUAUCACUUGUGAACAUGUUAGGGUUGAACUGGCUAUUUGUAUGCAUAACUUAUAUAAUAUACCGGGGAAGCUAUGCUACAAUAUUAAGUU